Messenger RNA from Bacidia gigantensis, 1254 nucleotides. RefSeq lists its product as uncharacterized. Gene Ontology annotation, biological process: protein deneddylation. The coding region runs from base 1 to 1254 and encodes 417 amino acids. The transcript has 2 exons. Gene Ontology annotation, cellular component: COP9 signalosome. Gene Ontology annotation, molecular function: metallopeptidase activity; protein binding. NCBI's taxonomy places the organism in Eukaryota, Fungi, Ascomycota, Lecanoromycetes, Lecanorales, Ramalinaceae. The record is from RefSeq and is a predicted model, not a curated record.
AUGUCGCUCCUUUCAAGUCACAAGACCUCUGACUCCGGCCUGGUCAUCAACCUCCACCCUCUCGUCCUACUCACCAUCUCCGACUACAUAACCCGACACACUUUACGAAGGCAAACGCAACCGGUUGUUGGAGCUUUAUUGGGGCAGCUAAGUGGUCGAUCUAUCAGUCUGGAACAGGCAUACGAUGUUCAAGUCGUUCAAAGUGAUAACGGGCAAUGGGUGCUCCAUGAUGCUUUCUUCAAAGAUCGACUACAACAAUACAAAGACGUACACCAAGCUCCAGCUUUAGAGCUCGUUGGAUGGUUUACCACCUCGUCCGCCACAGGCCCGGAGGCGCAUCUUGCAUCGAUACACGAGCAUUUGCUGCAAAAUUACAAUGAGACAGCUGUGCUCCUUACACUUCAUCCUGCCAGUAUACCUGGAGGUCAGACUGCGGGCGGAAAGCUGCCUUUAACCAUUUAUGAGAGCGUUUAUGAGAGCACGGGAGAUGGCGAUCAUUCAAUGGAGACGGGCGAGAAAGAGGGUGGGCUUGAAUUGCGAUUCAGGGAACUCCCAUACUCAAUAGAGACUGGUGAGGCGGAGAUGAUUGGCAUCGAUUCUGUCGCAAGAGGCGGAGGCAAUGCUACGGCAUCGGAUUCGUCGGCUAAGAAAGAGAAGAAGCCGGACGCAAACCAGUCGAGUGAGGGAAAGGCAGCUGAAAAAGGUGUCAAAGGCAAGAAGGAGCAAGAGGUGCUAGAGGACUCGAGCUUGUUGUCUGCUGAAGAUGAAGAGCUCAUUUCAUCGCUGACAGCCCGCGCAAACGCCAUCAAGAUGCUGCAUACGCGGAUCAAGCUCAUCAAAGACUACCUGACAUCAAUGCCUCCGUCUUAUCUCACCACCUCAUCAGAUACUUCGAAGGGUCAACUUGAGUCGGAGGCUGAAAUCGACUACCCACUACUCCGAUCUAUUAAAUCCUUGGUUUCCCGUCUACCCCUCCUCUUGCCUUCCAGCGAUUUUUCCAGCUUCAAACAUGAGACCCUAGCUGAGAAGUCUGAUGUCGAGCUCGUCUCUUUAUUGGGUUGUUUGGGAAGAAGCGUCAAGGACGCUCGAGAGCUUGGACGGAAAUUCGCAUUGAUAGAAGAGGGGAGAAAAUCGGCGAAGAAGUUGGAUCUUGGGUAUGGGAGGCUGAAUGAGUUAGGCUCGGACGAAGGCCCAGAAAAUGGCGGUUUGAGGAGUGGAAAUGCCAUGUCCAUCUCAUCAAUGCUGAAGGACUGA